GUUUAAUAAAUACUAUAAUAUUUGAAUACAUUGGGGUUCAUCUUAUCUGAAUAAUCAUACACGAACUCGUCAUUAACAUACAACAAGCACAUAAGCAUGUCGAUCGAGGCGAAAGUAAAAAAGAUUUCUUCCAGCAAGAAAAAGCUGUUGAAGGAGCUAGCAGCCAACGGCGAUGCCGAUGCUAUCGCACAACUCGCCGAACAAAAGAAAGCCAAGUCGUCUAAGCGUAAAUCAAGCGGCAACGAUGACGACGAGAAACCCAAGAAGAAGAAGAAGUCUGAAUCCGAUGGUAUAGAUGCAGCACCCGAGAGCGCGACUGCUGCUACAGAGACGGCUGUGGCUAAGAAAGAGGUUGUAUACAGGGUAGAUGGACGGGAAGUGCACACAGACGAGGAAGUCGCCACGUUCAUGAAAGAGCAUGACAUCAAGAUCACACCUGGCACAAGCACAUACGACAUCCCCCACCCCAUGUUGACCUGGGACAGUACACCUUUCUCUGGAAAGGUCAAGGCUAACCUUGUAGCUUCAGGGUUCCCCGGACCCACAGCCUCACAGGCCAUGUCCUGGCCCAUUAUUCUCGGUGGACAGGACAUCAUCGCCGUGGCCAAGACCGGCUCUGGUAAGACGCUUGGUUUCUUGGUUCCAUGUUUCCAUCACAUCGUCACAAGCAAAUGGAACCAGGGUGGAGACUUCCGUGGUCAGCCUAGGCGUGGUGAGCCUCCCAAGGUGCUUGUACUAGCACCCACUAGAGAGUUAGCCUGUCAGAUCGAGGCCGAAGCUAAGAAGUUCGGUAUGACAGCUGGCAUUCGCUCCGUGUGUCUGUAUGGUGGAGCCCCCAAGUACCCUCAGAUCCGCGCUAUUGAGCAAGGAGCUCAGGUGAUUAUCGCUACACCCGGACGUCUGUGUGAUAUCAUGGAGAUGAAGAAGAUAUCUGUAUUGGGUAUUGAGUGUGCUAUCCUGGACGAGGCGGAUCGUAUGUUGGAUAUGGGUUUCGGACCUCAGAUCACAGAGAUUAUGGAGAAGCUGCCCAAGCAGAAGCAGACCUUGUUCUUCACCGCUACUUGGCCCAAGGCUGUGCAAAAACUGGCAAACACACUACUGAAGGACGCUGUACAGGUUAACUUUGGCGCGGUGCACAAACUGCAAGCCAACAAGAACGUCGAGCAGAACAUCCGCAUCGUGGACAACCACUCCAAGUUCGAUGAGCUUAAGAAGUUGCUCACGGAGCUGAGUGAGACUGAGGACGCAGCCAAGAGUCACCCCAAGAUGAUCAUCUUCACAGCCAGAAAGCACACCUGCAACGAUCUUGGCAACCAGCUAUGGGAGAGCGGAUUUGCCGUCGACUGUUUGCAUGGUGACCGCGAACAGUUCGAACGCACCAACAUCAUGAAGCAAUAUGUUGCCAACGACUUGCGAAUGCUGGUGGCCACCGAUGUAGCCGCUCGUGGAUUGGAUGUCCGGGAUAUAAAGGUUGUGAUCAACUACGAUUUCCCCUCAAACGGUGUGGAAGACUACGUACACCGCAUCGGGCGUACCGGCCGUGGAAACGACACCGGCGCUUCAUACACUUUCUUCACCAACGACGAUGCGAAACACGCCAACGAGCUCAUCCAGGUUAUGGUGGAUGCUGGCAAGGACAUCUCACCCGAAUUACAGCGAAUGGACAGGGGUAAAGGACGUGGGGGUAGUAGUAAGCCCAGAUGGGGCGGCGGCCGGGGUGGCGGUGGUCGCUUUGGCGGUCGCGGUGGAGGUCGCGGCGGAGGUGGUCGUGGUGGCGGUGGUCGCGGCAGAUGGUAAAUUGCAAGUAUAAUUAGGCUACAUAUUUACAAAUUAGGUUAUAAUCGGGAAUGUGGACCGAAAAUUAGGACGCGGUGUAAAAAGCCUGGCGGGGUUAGUCCAUGCCAUGCACUUAGGUGAGGCGAUGCGGCAGGAGGUCAAAGACAGAGGAAUAUCGGGGCAUGUGCCCUACAAGCGGAUAUGCACUACAAGCGGAUAUGCACUUCAAGCGCAUAUGCACUACAAGCGCAUAAGCACAGCCCAAUCGGGUCUCGAAACAAUGCAAUGCCUCGAGAGACGUCGUCAUCAUAUAUAUAUAUAUGUAUAUUAUAUAUGUAUAUAUAUAUAUAUAUAUAUAUAUAUAGCUGCGGUUGGCGUGUCCGCAGUAGCAGCAUCUGACAACUGAAACGUCUUGCUGUGUAUGACCCACUGACGCAUGUAUGUAUUUUUGGCACACGAUGUGCGCGAGGGACACAAGACGACAUGCAUACGAUUCCUCUUAAAAGUAUAUAAGCACGUGGCUGGGGCCUUGUAGCGGGCCUAGAAGGCAAGUGCAUGAAAAUAGAUUAUUCCUCUUUUUAAAAGAGUGAGAUAGAAAAGUUAGUAUACUCGCAUGCCUCUCUAAGCGAGUGAUGAGGUGUUCGAUAGACGAAUAAAAAAAAGCCUGUACA
Molecule: messenger RNA, 2447 nt
Organism: Sphaeroforma arctica JP610
Lineage: Eukaryota; Ichthyosporea; Ichthyophonida
Exons: 3
Coding region: 97-1797 (566 amino acids)
Cellular component (GO): cytoplasm; nucleus; ribonucleoprotein complex
Molecular function (GO): RNA binding; RNA helicase activity; ATP binding
Source: RefSeq, a predicted model, not a curated record